Molecule: messenger RNA, 1943 nt
Organism: Phytophthora nicotianae INRA-310
Lineage: Eukaryota; Oomycota; Peronosporomycetes; Peronosporales; Peronosporaceae
Exons: 2
Coding region: 86-1681 (531 amino acids)
Biological process (GO): mRNA 3'-end processing
Cellular component (GO): RNA polymerase II, holoenzyme
Molecular function (GO): RNA polymerase II complex binding
Source: RefSeq, a predicted model, not a curated record
AUGCCAUUGAUAAGUUUUUUUGAAACCGGUACAUUACCGCCUGGUGGAGCUCUACCGUCGAGUCAAAAAUCAAGAAAUCCGCAUCAUGUACUCACGCGAGAAAUUGGAGCGGCUACUGCGGCAGGCCAAGGUGACGACACAGAGCAUCCAGAAGGUGUCGCAAUGGAUGCUCAGUUACCGUCAGCACCUCCCCGAGAUGGUGACGCUUUGGAGCGAUCUCAUCCGCGAGGGUGACGCCGAGCACCAGAUCGUUUACCUCUACGUAGCCAACGAUGCUAUGCAGGUGGGCGUACGCAAGUUCGGACGACACAUCGCGGCGGCCUUUGAGAAGGAUCUCGUAGAUAUUGUGCAGCUGGUGAUGCGAGACGGAGAGGAGAAGGUCAAGCGAUGCGCCAUCAAGAUCGUGGGCAUCUGGAAGGAGCGCGGGGUCGUUACACCGCCACUGCUGGCCAUGUUGGAGAACGUGUGUGCCGGUAAACCUCCAGCAGAGGAGGUCCCCGAAGCCGACGGGAAGGACGAUGAGAGGAGAGCCAAGCUGUUGCAGGAAAUGACCAGUGAUGCAACGGUUGAACGCGUGCUGGAGGAUAUGCCUGAGGUGGUAGAGUCUAGUGCCACCACACAGAUGGCCACGCACCUGCAGGACCUGGUGAAUGCGACCAUCAGCGCCGAUAUGCUCAGUGAUAGGAUGUUCCAGUUGGAAUCAAGUAUCAGUGUCUUCCAUCACGCGUGUGGAGAACAGGAUGAAGAAGACGAGGUCGUUGUGGUUGGAGAGGAGAACGACAGGACCUUCCCUACUGCAGGAGGCAUCGCCUGGAGCAAGAUGGACCAGCAAGUUUACGACCUGGAUGUCGAGAACAGUCGUGGACAUGUCGAUCAAUAUCGUACAAAUCUUAUGGACCAGGCGACAAAGCGUGACACCCUAAUUAAGGAGCUACGGGCGCUGGAGACUAGGGAUUUGUUUUCAUUUCCUCCCGAAGCGACGACACAAGAGGAGGCGGAUUACCAGGAGCGAACACUUGAGAAACUCUACUCUAUUGCCUGUGAAGCUGAAAAGAUUGAGAUGGAACAGUUGGAGGAACAACGCGCCGAGUUCCGUGCAAAGCAAGAAUCUAUGGCCGCGUCCGCUUCGGACCCUCUGUACUCAGCGCACCAUCCAACUGAGGAGCCCUAUCGGCCUAUCACUCCGACUUCGUCAAGCCGUGGACGAAGCGACAGUGGAAACAGCCACCUGGGUCAUCGCAGAUCUUCUUACCAGCACGACCAACCUCACCAGCGAUCCCUUCGUCGUCACAGCAGUGCCUCUGCAGUCACGGAUCGUGGCUUUAUGGAUGACCGACACAAUGAUCAUCACCGAUACGGCGGUCACUAUGAUCGAUACAGCGGUUCGAACGGCCGAUACAUAGAUUCACCUUCAACCAGCAAGCGACCGAAGCUGCACCACUCGUACAGUAUGGAGUCGCAGAAUGUGCAGUGGCAGGAAGCUUCGCGCUACUCUCCUCGAGGAGAGGUUCCACCGUACGCUGUCAUGGAGAGAGAACAACCGGCUUACUCACCGCGAGAUAAUCGCUAUUCACCGAGAGAUCAUUACCAACCACCACCACCGCGUCAAGGACGUCGUAGUCGAUGGGACUCGAUGCCUGAGGAACGCUACAACAGCCACUAUGAAGACCGGCGGUGGUGAAAUCGCCGUCGCACACCUAUCGUCCUUCCUAACAGUAUUAUUAGUAUCAGUAUUGCCGUCAGGACGGCAAGUAGCAAAACCAACAAAGCUAAAGGUUGACCUUGUAGGGUACGUCGCCCUGAUAGUGCAAUACUUAAGUACUCCAUUUUGGCAUUAGGUUGGGACGACACUGGAGAGACACUGGCCGCUACAAAGCAAAGACAAGAUGUGCAACUUUCGAGCAAGUAUCCUAAACAAAUCAAAUAUUUCGUGUCUUCAGUUG